AUGAAGCCUAUUUUGACGUUCUCGCGAUCCUUUCACCCCCUUAACGGCCCGACAACCAAAGCACGAGGGACAACAAAUGCCGCGCUGAGGUUCCACAAACCUCCCAUCCUCCUAGCCACGAUCCUCCACGCAGAUGGGUGUGUGCGGCAUUUCCACGCCGUGGCUGUGAAAUAUCGUGGCUAUGGAGGAUCGUGGCUGGAGGGAUCGUUGAAGGGUUCCGUGGCUGGAGACUUCUCGGCCAACGGUGCCACGGGCGCGAAAGGGAGUGUGCGUGCCGUCUGGGGUGGUUCUAUCUGGACUGAAGGAGCUCUGGCUGAUGACAUCACCAUCCAGGGCAGUGUCGACGUGCAGUAUGGCUGCAUACAGCGCGGCCACGCCGGUGAUCUAGACCCGUGGCUCACGCAUGCGGCGUAA
Messenger RNA from Pseudogymnoascus destructans, 414 nucleotides. RefSeq lists its product as uncharacterized. The record is from RefSeq and is a predicted model, not a curated record. Bases 1 to 414 code for a protein of 137 amino acids. The transcript has 3 exons. NCBI's taxonomy places the organism in Eukaryota, Fungi, Ascomycota, Leotiomycetes, Thelebolales, Thelebolaceae.